CUUCCUGCUCAUGAGAAGAAAUUUUAUUAUUUUACCCGAAUUCUGUGUCUCUGUGUAUUUCUUUCCAAGAUUUCUGCAACCUUUGGUUCCCUGACCGGGAAUCGGGAAUGAAAUAGCCCUUUUGGGCACCGGCCCGAACCCCACCGGAGGGAGCGGCUCUCUAUCUCCUGGAGAGCAAAGGCGCGCCCCUGGGACUAAUUUCCUAGGCUCCCCAACAGGACACAGAGACCCGCUCACCGGCAGAGGAUCGCCCGAACCCGAGAAGGAGACCACAGAAGGAGGACUGCUGCUCUUGGUGUCUCCUCUGUCUCUUUCCUUUGCCAGGUGCAAACAAGUGCGAAGGCGCGAAGCACCCUGCUCCAGCCAGCCGCCCAGGCCGUGAGGCCCCGAGCCCAGGCCACGCCUCCCAGCUCCUGCCAGGCCUGAAGGAGCGCUGAUGGCGAUGGCUUCCAGGGGCUUCUACCUGGCCUGCCUGCUACUGGGUGCCCUGGGGUUCCUCUGCAUCCUUGGCACCACCUACUGGGCCCAGCACUGGCGAGGUGGCUUUGCCUGGGACGGCGGCAAGCACAUGUUCAACUGGCACCCGGUGCUUAUGGUGUCGGGCAUGGUGGUGCUCUAUGGAGCUGCGUCGCUGGUGUACCGCCUGCCACAGGCAUGGCUGGGGCCCCGGCUGCCCUGGAAGGCCCUGCACGCAGCUCUGCACCUGGGAGCCUUUGUCCUCGCUGUGGUGGGGCUGGUUGCUGUCUUCCGGUACCACAGCCAUGCCGGGAUCACCCACCUAUACUCGCUGCACAGCUGGCUGGGCCUCACCACCACAGUCCUGUUCUCCUGCCAGUGGUUCCUGGGCUUCACCAUCUUCCUGCUGCCCUGGGCGUCACUGUGGCUGCGCAGCCUCCUGAAGCCGCUGCAUGUCUUCUUCGGAGCUGCCAUCCUGUCUCUGUCGAUGGCGUCUGUCAUCUCCGGCAUCAACGAGAAGCUGUUCUUCAGCCUCCCCUGUUGUGUGACAGGGAAUGAUGUGAGAAGGAGCUCCCAGAAGUCGCCGCUGUGCCCUGCACCCCUCAGAAGCACGGUGCACCUGCGCCUGCCUGGUGUCGGGGUCUCCCUGCCUUGGGGCUGGCCCUCCCUCCAGCCAGCUGCUGUCUCCACUUCUCUGGGUAUUGGCAGGGACUUCUCAGGCCUCCAUUUGUGCAGGAGCCUCCUGCCCUGGCCACUGCUGCUUGCUGCUUACUGCUCUCCAUGCAGAUCGGGGGAUCCACAGGAAGUGAGCCUUGGAUCCGGCAGAGUCCAGCCGGUGUGGAAGCCAGGACGUGGGUGCAGCCCAGGCGCCGUUACCCAGCUGUUGGCCCUGCGUGUGGCAUCACGGCACUGUGUGUGACUGUUUGCGUGGGCUCUUCCUCUUUUAGCUGCUGCUCCCGCCAGGGCGUGGAUGCCACCCUUUCUGGGGCUCUCAUGCCUGUCACGGCCAGGUGGUCCUAGCAGCCCCGUAACUGUGUCUCCAGGUGUCCCAGGAUAUCGAGGGAGGCUCCCUUACUCCCCAUGCUGGCCAUGGGCACCCUGCCCACCCUUCUGUCCCAUUGUGGCCCAGAGGAAACCAAGGCGGCCGUGUGGGGCACUGUGCCCAGUGAAGCACAGAGCCUGUAGCUUCUGCGGUCUCCCUGGUCCCCUGCUAGCUGCGGCCCCCUUCCCACACGCUGGCUGGGCUCUCCGAGCCUCUCAGGACAGGCUGUGCUGGCCGCAGACCCCAGGCAGGGAGGCACCCGGCUGCCCGUCCCGUGUGUGGCAUCUCCCUGGCUCACAAAGCUCGGCUUUCAUUAAACCCCGUGUUGUAGAGCUGA
Heterocephalus glaber (naked mole-rat) is the source of this 1835-nucleotide messenger RNA. NCBI's taxonomy places the organism in Eukaryota, Metazoa, Chordata, Mammalia, Rodentia, Bathyergidae. The record is from RefSeq and is a predicted model, not a curated record.